This is a messenger RNA of Mercurialis annua (annual mercury), 1177 nucleotides long. RefSeq lists its product as uncharacterized. Bases 119 to 1117 code for a protein of 332 amino acids. The record is from RefSeq and is a predicted model, not a curated record. Lineage: Eukaryota; Viridiplantae; Streptophyta; Magnoliopsida; Malpighiales; Euphorbiaceae. The transcript has a single exon.
UGAAACUUCAAAUUAGCUACUCAACAGUCAACACAAGCAUUGGUAUUUCCACAAGCCUUUUGACUUUAUAAUCAAACAGAUCUAACCUAAGAAAAAAAAUCAAGAAAAUAGUGAAGAAAUGGAGAACAACCAAGUUUUAAUGAUGAAAAACAAGCUAGAAUUCUUGGGCAUAAUCAAAGAAUCCUCAAAAAUAAUUUUCAAAAAUCCAAAAUUCAUCAUCUUCAUCCUCCUCACAUCCUCCCCUUACUUCUGCACCUUACUUCUUCUCCAAGUCAACUUCCACCAAGCUUUACUCCAUUCACUCAAAUCCAAACUCACAACUUUAUUUGAUGAUCAUCAUCAAACUGAACCAACACAUGGUCAUUUGCACUUCUAUUCUCCACCAACUACAACAGAAGUUUUUUUUGAAAUAUUUCAAAAUGUCAUCCCACCAUUUAUAUUACCAGCUUUAUUCUACUCAACAAUUUCACAUCUGGUAUACCUUUUCACUACCAUUUAUGCAGUUUAUUUAACUUCCAUGGUUUAUUCACAAGAAGAAGAUCAUGAACCAGUUGAAUUCAAGAAAAUUCUACACAGGCCCUUUAAAAAGGUAGGGUUUAAAGGACCUUUAGUUACAUUAAUUUAUGUUGUUGUAUUAACUUCACUCACUUGGAUUGGAAUUAUUUCACUGUCCACACAUUUUAUUAUAUUAAAUCAUCUAUCUAAUACCAUACUUAAGGCUGUGUUUGGAUUGGCUAUUUUAGCUUUGUUAAUGAAAUACAUAGAAUGGAGUUGUAUUUGGAGCAUGGGCAUGGUGAUUUCAAUCUUGGAAGAAAAACAUGGUGACGUGGCACUUGGGGUUUCUGCUUAUAUUAGUAGAGGUAGGAGAAAAUGUGGGUUUUUGGUAAUGUUGGUGUUUUUUGUUUGGUGGGUUGUGUUGAGAUUAAUGGGUGUGUAUGGAAUGUGGAGUGGUAAGAGUAGAAAUUGGGUUAUGGUUUGUGGUGGGGAAAUUUUCUUGGGUUGGUUGGGAAAUGUGGGGAAUUGGAUUGUUGUUACUGUUUACUAUUAUGAUUGUAAAAAAAGAUUUCUAGAGAAGAAAAUUGAUGUGGAGCAAGGAUUUGAAGCAGUUAAAUUGUAGAAUGUAUAAUUUUCUCUUUGUAAUUGGUUAUGUUAUAUGAAAAUUUAUAUAAUUGUUAUA